This is a messenger RNA of Pelagomonas calceolata, 1153 nucleotides long. The record is from the annotation of a GenBank genome assembly. NCBI's taxonomy places the organism in Eukaryota, Pelagophyceae, Pelagomonadales, Pelagomonadaceae.
AUGCUCGAGCGACUCCCCGACGAAAUAAGCAUCCUGAUCCUGGCGCACUGCAAGGUGGCCGAGCUGGGACGCGCGGCCCGGGCGUGGCGCGACCUCAAUAACAGAGACGGCGUGUGGCGGGCGCUCCAGAAGGCGAUCCUGGGCUGCGCGCCGCCGCCGCGCGGCGCGCGGGGCCGUUCGAGCGGUCGGAACAAGCUCUCGGGCAAGGAGUCGUUCAAGCGGCUCGUCGCCACGCGGCGCCAGAACACGGAGGAGGCGCGCGCGCGCUUCGAGCAGUGCGAGAAGCCGGGCAUCGGCGCGCUCCGGAAGCUCCUGAAGGCGUGGCAGCCGCUCUCCAUCAACCAUAGAGGGUCGGCGGGCUGCACCUUCCUCCACAGCGUCGUCGCCGACGCGCGGCUCUCGCCCGCGCAGACGGUGCAGUGCGUCCGCGAGUUGCUGGAUAAGCACGGGGCCGACGCGUCGCGGGGCAACGACCUGCGGAUGGCGCCGCUCAUGUCGGCCGCGGCGCUCGGCGAUGUUAAGUUGGUGACCUUACUCUUGGACGCGGGCGCAUCCAUUACUGCCCGCGGCGCCCACCCGAACGGUUUUGUGGGAGCGCCCGUGCGGCCGGGGAAGCGCGCGCGGACGCCGCGCGAGUGGGCCGAGUGCUUCGGCCAGUCGCAGGUCGUCGAUUUGCUGGACCGGCGCGCGGACGCGGCGCCCGAAAGAAAGAAGCGGCGCCGCGAGGCGAAGUACUUCUGCCUGCCGGCGUGCCCCUUCUACGGCGCGAACACGGGCGAGAUGGUCAACUGCGAGACCUGCGACAACUGGUUCCACUGCGCCUGCGUCGGCAUCUCUCAUACGGAAUUCGCGCGCUUCGUGCGCGACGAGAGCGCGCGCUUCGAGUGCGCGGCCUGCGCGGCGCGGCAGGCCUCUGCGCGGCGCGUCGUCGACCGCAGCGGUGUUGUGUGGGAUGCCGCCUGGGACUCAGCAGGGCGCCAGUACUACGUCGACCGCGCGACCGGGCGGACGAGCUGGCAAGUUGACGUUACGGCGGCUGGGGCGCCGGGGUACUACAAAGCCCGGGCGCGAGCGCGCGUCGUCGAGCUCCUCGGGGACCAGCUCUUUUCACUGCCGCCAGCGUCGCGUGCGCCUGCACUGGUGGCAACGGUAA